AUGCCACAGUGCGCAGCCUGUGGUAAAUUUUUAUCACCUGCGGGUGCCACUGGUUGUGGUUCAUGUCUAUUAAAAUUCCAUAAGGCUUGCCUGGGAAUACCAGAAAAAUCACAAAUCGGCAAGAACUGGGUUUGUCUGGCAUGCAAACGGAACUUGCGGAAGGGUGACAAUAGUGAGACACCGGUGAAGGGGCUCUGCGACGAAAGAACCGCCGAAGCACCGUCCCAUGGCGGUGUGACACUCGACGCACCUCCCGGCGUCGUUGUUGAGACGGAUCCGGAGUCGGAAGUGGCAGCCUGCACCCCCUCUGAUGUCAAGGGCUUGUUGGAGUUUCGUCAGUUGUUUGCAGAAUGUAUGUCGGAGAUGCGGGAGUUCAGGAAGGAACUGAUGUCACUCCAUUCAUCCUUCAAGGCAGUGACAGAACGACAGGAUCUGAUGGACAGUAGGCUGGACGGCAUGGCGCUGAAGCUGGAGGAACUCGAGGGUCGUCUCGCUGCUGGGGCGCCGUCACGGGUGGUGGAGCUGGAGCGUGUAGUAUCGGAACUCAGGGGCGAGCUCAACAUGCGGGAUCAGGAUGCUCUACUGGCGGACCUGGACGUCGGAUCGGUUCCGGAGGAGAAGGGUGAAAAUGUGACGCACACCGUGACUGCUCUGGCUUUGCGUCUCGGUAUAACCCUGGAGGAGCGUGACGUGGUAUUCGCCGAGCGCGUGGGUGCCCCUCCGGCUGCCGGUGGUCGCGCACGCCGGAUCGUGGUGCGGUUGUCCCGACGUGGUCUGCGUGAUGAGGUGCUGCGUGCCGCCCGGACUCGUCGUAACCUUGAGGCUUCAAACGGAACACGCAUAUAUAUCAACGAGCGGUUGACUCGCCAUAAUCGCCAGCUGUUUCUCCGGGUGCGCGAGGGGUGCCGUCAACGGAACUGGCGCUACUGCUGGACCAGGCACGGUUGCAUUUUUGCUCGACAGAGUGAUGGACAGCGGGUGUUGCGAUUUCGCUCGGAUGCAGAUCUCGAACGAAUAUUUAAUAUUCCUCAGAGGGGUUCCCCGGAACCGAAGCUGCCGGAUGGUCAUGAUGGUCAGUCAUUGCCAGCCUACUCUGGUGCUGGCGCUGAAGUAUAAUAGAAUAUCUAGU
This is a messenger RNA of Diatraea saccharalis (sugarcane borer), 1129 nucleotides long. The record is from the annotation of a GenBank genome assembly. NCBI's taxonomy places the organism in Eukaryota, Metazoa, Arthropoda, Insecta, Lepidoptera, Crambidae.